CUAUGUGGCCGUGCGGGCCGUGUUAUGCGCGGGCAUGAGAGCCCAUUAAUUUGAAUAGACUCCCGUGCCCAUGACACGCAGGGAAAGAAGUUCCUGCACUUCUGAAAACGCAGCCCGCACGGGAACCUCGGUUCCCAGUACGGUUGCGUUUUCCAGUGCGGGCGGCGUGCCAUUAGAACUAAUGGCACCCGCCCGUGGGUCCGCAUUUCUCUGUUCGGGUGGUGCGGCUGCGCAGAUUUUCUUGCGGAUCCACAGCGGCACCACCCGCCCAGAUGUGAACCUAGGGCUAAGUACAUAAAUGAGAGCUUUUUAACCUGCCAGGGGUUU
This is a messenger RNA of Staurois parvus, 327 nucleotides long. The record is from the annotation of a GenBank genome assembly. Lineage: Eukaryota; Metazoa; Chordata; Amphibia; Anura; Ranidae.